AUGCAACCACCUGGUACUGGGGCUCAAUUUUAUAAUUAUCAAGGAUUCUAUAGCAUAAUUCUAAUGGCAGUGGUGAAUAGUAAUUACGAGUUUAUUUAUGUUGAUGUUGGGAAAAAUGGGAGAUUGUCAGAUGGAGGUGUUAUAGAAUGUACCGAGUUUUAUAAAAGUCUAAAAGAAGAGAAAUCACAAAUACCAAAUAAUGAUGACACCGUUAAUAAUUUAAAUUUUGUUUUUCUUGGAGACGAAGUUUUUGCUCUUCAUGAACACAUUUUAAAACCAUAUAAAGGUUCCAUAAAAACGACGGUUAUAUAA
This is a messenger RNA of Macrosiphum euphorbiae (potato aphid), 312 nucleotides long. Lineage: Eukaryota; Metazoa; Arthropoda; Insecta; Hemiptera; Aphididae. The record is from the annotation of a GenBank genome assembly.